CUCCUUUGGGUAAUUCCCAUAACUGCAUACAUUAUUGACGAGCCGGACAGUCUAAAAUGACUCAUUUCGGCCAGGAUUUAACUACGGGCGAAAGAAAGCCUUCAGUUUGAAUCACCCCGGAGUCUUGAGAACGUCAUUUGGACCCAAUCAAGAGGAAGAUUGAACUUUUGUAACUCCAUCUUAAUCUUGCCUCUCCACCAAAGACUCCAAAAUAUGUUUUGACAAGCAUUGAUGGACAUGCGGAGAGCCCUCGCACCCAUCUUCCCAAGAUGCUGUACGAAAACAAAGGUUGUCCCGGAUACUUUUUGUAAAUAAAGAGGAUGAAAUAGUUGGACGAUCCCAAAGUCUGUCGAUUGGAUAUCGAAAAGAAUACUUAACGUAGAUGCGUUGAGGCUUCGCUCAAAAAUGACGACCAAUUUGUUGCUGUGGGCCCAGGAAGAGGGAGGAGGCAUAAUGUGCUUAUCUAUUAUGAAGCACCCGUUUGUCUCCACUCUUGAGAGCAUUGUUUUGAGCUGAUGGCAACUUUCAAGGGAUUAAAUCCCACUUUGUUGUUGUCGCAUGUAGGAUUGACGAGCAUACAUUAUCGGUUGCCAUGGGGUUGAGCGGACUCACUGACCACUGGACAUAAGACCUCCCAAAGCCUUUCCUUGAGCCUUUCCUUCGAGCUGGAGGAGGACUGCCUUCUUCGCCACUUGCACCAUUUCUCGAUAAUGACGGUGUUGGAUUGCUAAACACAUAUUGCAAAGAAGGUCCAUCCACAUAUCCCUCCAUUUAUUCAUCCACCUCUAAAUCUCCAGCUGUUGUAGUUGUUGUGUCAGGACAUGAGAUUUUUCAAGAAGAAUAAGAUCACAUCUCGUCGGUUUGAUGGAGAGCACAACCACGAAGAUAAUUUCGAAGGUCCAUUGGACAAACGAGGCUGCACGGACUGCCUUUGCCUGCUCAUAUUUGCGGCCUUUCUCGCGGGAAUGAUAGCCCUAUUCGUGUUGGCAGCCAUCCAAGGUGAUCCCUAUCGCGUGACCCAGGGUUAUGAUAUCCAGGGAAAUGUUUGCGGAAAGAAGAAUACUCUGUUGGAUGGGAUUCCUCUCAGCGGUCAAAACCUGGUCGACUCUCCGUUCUUGCAUUUCAAUCUCGUUCGUCAUGCACAAAUCUUGGGCGAGGAUGCUUUGAAUCAAGCUCUCUCAGGCCAUGAUGGGACGUCCCUUUCCGACGAGUCCAAUCGGAAUCGAUCGGAAAAGGUGAUCUUUUGCUAUUCGGGGGUGAAAGGUGGUCCAUCAAGUUCCACCACAACCACCACCACUACUACUACAACAACGACAACGACAACAACGACGACGAGGACGGCCUCUGGUUCAAACUCAGGCGGAACAGGAGCUCUUCGUAAAGUUCCUUCCUUAGUUGUGGCAAUUAAGCCUUCGAGCUUGGUCCCUGAAACUCAUGCAAAAGUUGGGUUGGAGCCAAGGUCAGGUGCAGUCUCCAACCAGGCGGAUAUAGUUACCAUUUCUCAGAAAGGCCACCGAACAGAUGAGCCCACCAUUCGGGUGCUGAAACUGAAAUACGAUGCCAUAGAAAUAGGUCACCUUGAGCAAGAACAUCAGUCCAUGACAGCCUUGCUCACCGGGGACGGAGACAUUCAAGUUUUCCGCAUAGCCAAAUUGGAAUCCCAAGAUGCCAACUCGAACCAAACAUUUCAGACAGCGCAAAUGUACGAGAGCCAUGGCCAAGAGACGAUAAAGAGCUUGCUUUCACUCGAUCCUUUGACCACGAGCUUGACAGCGGGAGGAUCUUGUCGCUAUUGUGUGAAAAAUUGUCCAGAAAACUAUAAAGCUUAUUUUUCCCGAUGUAUUCCCGUUUUCGCCGAGGACAAGGCUGAACAAUUCUAUUCUGGAAGUGGGAUGAGUGGUUUCAUUGGCGACGUCAUUGCAGAUCUGAAAAUCUCGUGGAAGGAAAUCCUGUACAUUAGCCUCAUUGCAUUCGGAUUAUCGGUCCUGGUGACCCUACUCUUUCGCUUCUUUGCCAGGGUUAUUGUAUAUUUGAUAUUGGUACUAGCAAUCAUUGCCCUCUUGGCAGGCACGGCGUUUCUAUGGGUAAUUUGGUACUUGAAGCGCGAUUACUUCAACGAUCAUUACUUCGGGAGUGCUAAUUCCACCAAUGCUACUAACGAGAAAGGUCAGGGGGAGAAUGAGCUCAAUGAUCGAAAUGUAGCCCAAAGACUAUCUCAAGCUCACAAUCAAGAAGAGGUUCGGACUUUCUUAAUUGGUGCUAUUGUUGCUUCCGUGGUCACGGUGAUACUCCUUCUGAUCAUUUUCGUUCUGAGAAAACGUCUCAAACUGGUGAUUCAAUUGUUUGUUGAGGCAGGACGAGCCAUUCAAUCUAUGCCUUUGUUGAUCCUCCAGCCACUUUGGACUUGUUUAUCAGUGGCCGUCAUCAUCGUCCUUUGGAUUUUGGGGCUUAUUUUGAUCGAGUCCACCGGAGAGGCAGAUGAGCAUCAAAGUACAGGAUUCGUAACUUACCGUAAAUCCGAGGUUUUUAAGUGGAUGAGACUGUAUCAUCUUUUUGGACUGCUUUGGUUGGUUCAAUUCGUUAAAGCCUGUCAACACUUGGUCAUUGCGGGCGCCGUGGCGACUUGGUAUUUUUCAAAGAUAAAAAAUAAGCUUGGUCUGCCCAUUUGGAGGAGUUUUUGGCGCCUGGUUCGCUACCAUUUGGGCUCUGUGGCCUUGGGCUCGUUUCUAGUGGCCUUAAUUCAAUUCAUACGAAUCAUCAUGAAGCAGAUUGAGAAGAGAGUGAAAAACUACGGAGGAGCCGGAAAAGUUGCCCAAGCUUGCUUGAAGUGUUGCCAAUGUUGCCUUUUCUGCUUCGAAAAAGUUCUGAAAUAUAUCAACAAGAACGCUUACAUCGAAGUGGCGAUUUACGGCUACAGCUUUUGCAAGGCUGCCAAGAAAGCCUUCCAACAUAUUCAAUCCAAUCUGAUCCGCGUGGCUGCCAUCAACUCGGUGGGGAAUUUUAUCCUACUCCUUGGAAAAAUCGCUAUUGUGGUGGCCACUAUCUUCGUUGGCAUUGAAAUCAUGGAGAGCAAAUCUCCGGAAUCCGAUGGACGUACUGUGACGCACAUUUGGGCACCUGUUCUGGUUGGUGGUCUCAUUGCCUACAUCAUUGCCGACUGUUUCAUCUCUGUUUAUGGGAUGACGAUUGAUACGAUUUUCUUAUGCUUUUGCGAGGAUUGCGACCGAAACGACGGAAUUUCUAAGCCUUACUUCAUGAGUAAAGGCUUAAUGGAGUUUGUUGACAACAGUCGAAAGGCCUUGGAAGCUGCAGAAAGGCGGAAAGUUCUAUCGAAGGGCGUUGAAACGUCAAACAGCAAAUCCCAAUUCAUGGGCGACACUCAAACAAGUUUGACGAUGGUUGACUAAUUUCAAGACUUCAAGGCUGCCUCAUGUAGA
Messenger RNA from Tigriopus californicus, 3437 nucleotides. RefSeq names its product choline transporter-like protein 1. Gene Ontology annotation, cellular component: membrane. The transcript is spliced from 17 exons. Gene Ontology annotation, molecular function: transmembrane transporter activity. The record is from RefSeq and is a predicted model, not a curated record. NCBI's taxonomy places the organism in Eukaryota, Metazoa, Arthropoda, Copepoda, Harpacticoida, Harpacticidae. Gene Ontology annotation, biological process: transmembrane transport. Bases 822 to 3407 code for a protein of 861 amino acids.